UACAUGUCAUUAGGUGUACUGUAAACUAUCCUGGGCAGAGCCCAUGAGGUGGACAAUGCGGCUUAGAAUUGGAGAUUCCUCUCUCAACUCUUAAUACAUUGACACAGAAGCUGUGAGUACAGGCUGUGCACAGCAGGCAUUUAAGAGAAACAGCUCCUCUUCAGCCUUUACCCAAGACCUAAGACAUAAUACUCUACUGUCCUUCUGGUAGCCAAGAUUGAGAUCUGUUUGUUGGUUCACCAUGUCUAGUGCCUUAAGCUCCAAAGAGUUCAGAGGGCCCAGUCUUGCAGAUGUUAACCAGUACAGCCAAUGGUUGGCUAGCCGACAUGAAGCCAGUCUUCUGCCCAUGAAGGAGGACCUAGCUUUGUGGCUUACCAGCUUUUUGGGUAAGGAAAUAACAGCAGAGAGAUUCAUGGAAGAAUUAGAUAAUGGAGUCUUAUUAUGUCAGUUGGCAGAGACCCUACAGGAGAAAUUCAAGGAAAACAGUAGUGAACCAAUGAGCCCCAACAAGGAUGCACUUGUUAAAAGAAUACCCUGCAAGACCAGCGCCCCCUCUGGGUCUUUUUUUGCCCGUGACAACACUGCCAACUUUCUGGCUUGGUGCCGAGAAGUCGGGGUCGGGGACACUUGCCUGUUUGAGUCAGAGGGUUUGGUCCUUCAUAAGCAGCCCAGAGAAGUGUGUCUCUGCUUACUGGAACUGGGAAGAAUAGCAUCCAGGUAUGGAGUGGAGCCUCCUGGGCUUAUCAAGUUGGAGAAGGAGAUUGAACAGGAGGAGAAGAUUCCACUUCCUCCUCCUUCCCCAGUCUCUCCGUCAUCUGUAAAGUCUCCAAGUAGAAAGAGUACCGGGAAGAUUCUUGAUGAUGCUGUAAAACAUAUUGCGGAGGAUCCACCAUGCAAAUGUCCCAACAAGUUCUGUGUUGAAAGGCAGUCUCAGGGCAGAUACAAAGUUGGAGAAAAGAUUCUCUUUAUCAGGAUGCUACACAACAAACAUGUGAUGGUGCGAGUCGGAGGCGGCUGGGAGACAUUUGAGGGCUACCUAUUGAAGCAUGAUCCUUGCCGAAUGCUUCAGAUAUCUCGGGUGGAGGGGAAAAUCUCACCAGUUUCAAUGAAAUCGCCUAGCAUCAAGGAUCUUGGACCUGACAACUAUCUGGUGGUGGCAGCACAUUACAGAGGAAAAAAAUAACCACAGCUAGAGAAUGACCAUGUCCAGGAAGGGACCAUCCACUAGACAAUGCACACUGCCUCAUGUAUAAAUUAUUUAGAGCAUCUCUCAUCUGAUUUCCUGGAUAUGGAGGGAGGAGUGUGGAAUAGAUAGGACAGACUGGAUAGAACUUUAAAGUUGUUGCAUUUAGCUCUCUAUACUAACAUACAAUUGAACUUAUUCGUGGAUCACUCAAAACACCCGUCUCUUCCAUUGGUAUUUUGUUUUAAAAAUAGGAUAACUGGCCUACCAUUGUGGAAGACGUCUGUGUAAGCAGUGAAUUUUGUUAAAAUGCUUUUACCAAAUUAUUUAACCAGCCUUUUACUCUUGUUCGACAAUUUCAAGCUGCUUCUCCCCUUCCACGCAAUUUGCUACAUAUUUACAUUUCACGAAAGACUGCUUAGCAUUGGCAACAAAAAAUAUCUUUUAAGUGAAUCAGUAUUAUAAUUAUUUUGCUUAAGGGCUUCUGGUAUUUUUAUUUGCUGCCGAUCACAGCUGAUUUUUUUUCUAGAUUUUCGUGUACUUUUUGUUAUUGUGCAUUAUGGAAAAAAUUAAAUGUACUUUUAUUAUUUUUAUGUAGCGCUUCAACUUAUUGUAUCGCAAUGCGUGCUUGUUCUAAGGAAUUGUGCCUUUUGUUGCUUGGUUAUUUUUUAAUUUGACUUGAAAUACUGUCAUUUCUGAAAAAUAAUGUCAAAAUAUCGUGGUCUACAGAUUAAUAAGAAAGUAUUUUAAACAUUUUGGAUGGAUUAUUGUAGCGUUCUAGCAUCUUAUAAACAGUUCUGUAUAAUGCUGACUUAUGUCAAUGGACUAUACUUGCUUCAAGUUAGAAUGAGUUAACAUUGCGUUGACAUUGUCUAAA
Molecule: messenger RNA, 2060 nt
Organism: Erpetoichthys calabaricus (reedfish)
Lineage: Eukaryota; Metazoa; Chordata; Cladistia; Polypteriformes; Polypteridae
Gene: gas2a
Product: growth arrest-specific protein 2
Exons: 8
Coding region: 242-1183 (313 amino acids)
Biological process (GO): actin crosslink formation
Cellular component (GO): actin filament
Molecular function (GO): microtubule binding; actin filament binding; cytoskeletal adaptor activity
Source: RefSeq, a predicted model, not a curated record